UAACACUCGCCAGUCGCCAUUUGCGAGCUAUUUUUAGCUUUGGCGAGUAAAAUAUUUGCCUAACUUGCCACGCUGGCGAGUUGAAAAAGUGAGGUUCACAACAGCAAUAAUGCAGCGCUUACCGGUACCUAAAGCAACACGGAGAUCAUUAUUUUACCAAGCACAUAUUUGUUGUGAUGUCACGUUCGACGUUCCGUAGACUAGUUGCUAAGAGACGGCAGUUAGCUAGCCUAGUAGUUAGCUUAGAGCGCGCACUACAGGGAUAUCUCUCAGGCGACAGUCACAGAGUGUACCGGUAACGUUACUCGAGUCUUAAUAGCUAACAAUCAUUCUUCCUAGCCUUAAGCCUAUAAAUCUUAUCGUUAUGUGGCGCUUCCUGAAACCCAUAGCUAAAAAGGCACGGACGGAGGAGGAGGAGGAGGAGGAGGAGGGGGGUCGCGAUGCGAAUGCUGCGAAACCCAAACCGACCAGCGCUGGAACUGGGGGGAGAAAGUUUCAGACGAAGUGGCUAUACGACGAUGCAGGGAAAAAACGCGACUGGCUGACUGUCAAGAACAACAUCAUGUUUUGCACUGUGUGCACAACUUUUGGAAAGGACAAAAAAAGUCAGGCGAGUCACUUUGUUGUGGGCUGCUCCUCGAUGAAAGUUGAAAGUAUAAUAUCACAUGAAGGCACUCGCAACCACGACAAAAAUAUGAAAAUAAAGCAAGCCAAGUCUGCCCCACUCCAUGAAGCGCCCUCGGUGCAAGUUCUCACUAAACUCUCGGACGUAAACACCCAGAAGAUGAAGCUUCUUUUCCGAAAUGCGCACGCCAUCGCCAAGAAAGGUCGACCCAUCACCGACUACGUCUGGCAAUGCAGCUUGGAUGAGAAAAAGGGGCUGUCCGUGGGCAAAACCUACAGGAACCGCGAGACCGGCAAGCUCUUUGUAAAGUACAUUGUUCUGAGACGUUAAUUUUUUCUAUAUAUGUUAAUCUGAUGUUCUUUCAUUAAUGUUCUUUCAUUAUUUAUAUCCAGACAAUGUUGGCAACAGAUUUAAUAUUUUUUUCCUAUAUUUUUUGUAGCAAGCAGUUCACGGUCAAUCAGACUUGCAUAUUACUUUUAUUU
This is a messenger RNA of Entelurus aequoreus (snake pipefish), 1107 nucleotides long. Its product is annotated as zinc finger protein 862-like. The coding region runs from base 365 to 955 and encodes 196 amino acids. The transcript has 2 exons. Lineage: Eukaryota; Metazoa; Chordata; Actinopteri; Syngnathiformes; Syngnathidae. The record is from RefSeq and is a predicted model, not a curated record.